CUUUAAUGCAUUUGAGAGUGAAUGUGUGGAAAGCGAGGGGAACMUUGAUGACUCCGUGGUUCAGGAGAUCAAGGCAUACAGUGGAGUCUUCUCAGGGAAGAUGUCGUCUUUGACAAUGAAAACCCGUUGUCUGGACAAAAGAGGAAGUUUCUUUAAGCUCAUUGACACAAUUGCCUCAGAAAUCGGAGAACUGAAACAGGAGAUGGUACAGACAGAUCUCCCAGUGGAAGAUGAAUCUGCUGAUUGGCAAAGUCUAAUAAAGGACAUGGAUAAUGUCUCUCCUGAGAAAAAUGAUGUAAAAAGCUGUCCYCGGGACUCUGGAUAUGACAGCCUAUCCAACAAGCUAAGCAUAUUGGACAAGCUCCUCCAUACUCACCCUGUAUGGCUGCAGCUUGGUCUGAAUGAUGCUGAGGCCAUGAAAAUUUUACAGGCCCAGCCUCCUGGGAUAUUUCUGGUUAGGAAAUCUGCAAAGCUGCAGAAGAAAGUCAUCUCUCUGCGUCUGUCCGGUGACUGUGGGUCCUGCGUGAAAGAAUUUGCCAUAAAAGAAAGUACAUACACGUUUUCCUUGGAGGGGUCUGGAAUAAGUUUUGCUGAUUUGUUCAGACUCAUUGCUUUCUACUGUAUUAGCAGGGAUGUCCUCCCAUUCACACUGAAGUUGCCUCAUGCAAUUACUGCAGCAAAGACAGAGGCUGAGCUUGAAGAGAUUGCUCAGCUUGGACUGAACUUUUGGAGCUCCCUGGCUAACAGCAACCCCCUGGAUCCUUCACCUCCCUGUAGGCCUGUGCCUUUGGACAGUGCUCGCAAAGACUCAUGCCAGCUCUGCCUUAUAAAUGGAGUGCAUUCUAUACGAACCAGAACGCCUUCAGAGCUGGAGUGCAGCCAGACCAACGGAGCGCUGUGUUUCAUUAAUCCCCUCUUCUUGAAAGUGCACAGCCAGGAUGUCAGUGGAAGUCUGAAAAGGCAGAGCCCGAGAAGUCAAGACGUGAAUGGCACAGCGAGGCCUCGCUCCCCCCCGCCCCGGCCGCCACCUCCUGCUAUUAAUAGCACCCUCACGAGCCCACAGCUUUCCAGGACUAUAAAGCAGCCGAGCAUGCCAGAAACAGUCAACCAUAAGAAGGAGAGAGGCUCGGAUUUGCUGCAGAACAAGCCCACCCCGAUUCCGCCUCCUCGGCUGAAGAAGCAGGCUGCAUGCUCCGAGGCGGACGGUGCCUCCAGGAGCGCGGCGGCAAUCCGGCCCGGCUCUGUGCGCCUGCCCGAGGCCGCUGCUGUUCCAGGUGAAACCCUGCCUGAGCCAGCCCCAGCAGUUUCCAAAAAGACGCUGGCUGCCAUCUCUGAGUCACACAUCCCGUGGAAUGGAGGCCGGCAGAGACUGAGCGACAUGAGCAUUUCCACCUCCUCGUCCGACUCGCUGGACUUCGAUCGGAGCAUGCCGCUCUUCGGCUAUGAGGGGGACACCAACAGCAGCCUGGAGGACUUUGAGGGGGAAAGUGACCAAGAGAGCAUGGCACCCCCUUUGAAGCCUAAGAAGAAAAGAACCAGUUCGUUUGUUCUCCCCAAGAUUGUGAAAUCUCAGCUACGGAAAGUCAGCGGAGUUUUCAGUUCCUUCAUGACCCCCGAGAAGAGGAUGAUUAAGAAAAUUGCAGAGAUGUCCCGGGACAAACGCACCUAUUUCGGAUGCUUAGUACAGGACUAUGUAAGCUUUCUGCAAGAAAACAAGGAGUGCCAUGUUUCRAGCACUGAUAUGCUGCAAACAAUUCGUCAGUUCAUGACCCAAGUCAAGAACUAUUUGUCCCAAAGCUCCGAACUUGAUCCCCCAAUCGAAUCACUGAUUCCCGAAGACCAAAUAGAUGUUGUGCUGGAGAAGGCCAUGCAUAAGUGCAUUUUGAAGCCGUUGAAGGGUCAUAUCGAAGCGAUGUUGAAAGAGUUUCAUACYACGGACGGUUCCUGGAAACAACUGAAGGAAAACCUGCAGCUGGUGCGGCAGAGGAAUCCUCAGGAGCUGGGCGUGUUUGUUCCAACACCAGACUUUGUGGACGUUGAAAAGAUUAAAGUCAAGUUCAUGACUAUGCAGAAGAUGUAUUCACCUGAAAAGAAAGUGAUGCUGCUGCUGAGAGUUUGCAAAUUGAUUUACACUGUUAUGGAGAAUAACUCAGGGAGGCUGUAUGGAGCUGAUGACUUCUUGCCUGUGUUGACAUAUGUGCUAGCCCAGUGUGAUAUGCUGGAGCUGGAUACGGAAAUUGAAUACAUGAUGGAGUUGCUGGAUCCAUCCUUGCUGCAUGGAGAAGGAGGCUAUUACUUGACAAGCGCUUAUGGAGCACUUUCACUGAUCAAGAACUUCCAGGAGGAACAAGCUGCCCAACUGCUAAGUUCAGAGGCCAGAGAUACUCUCCGGCAAUGGCACAAGAGGAGGACAACUAACAGGACAAUACCUUCAGUUGAUGAUUUUCAGAACUAUCUUCGUGUUGCAUUCCAGGAAGUUAACAGUGGAUGUACAGGAAAGACUUUGCUGGUAAGGCCGUAUAUCACUACAGAAGAUGUGUGUCAGCUUUGUGCUGAGAAAUUUAAAGUGGAAAAUCCAGAAGAAUAUAGCCUGUUUCUUUUUGUUGAUGACACCUGGCAACAACUGACAGAGGAUACCUACCCUCAGAAAAUCAAGGCAGAGUUGCACAGCCGUCCGCAACCCCAGGUCUUUCACUUUGUCUACAAGCGCAUUAACAGUGACCCGUAUGGUGCCAUCUUUCACAACAACAACGACUCAGCUUCUUAAAACCAGCAACUUGUCAUUUUAAUUUCUGUUCUUUGUUAAUUGUCACAAACAUCUUUGGUGGCUGCCUUCCUUAGGAGCUAAAACAUGUCUUAAACCAUAAAUGCCUAGUAAAACACGUGCUGACAUUUCUAGCAUUGCUUACAAAACCCAGGUACACAUGCACGUGGCCAGUUAUGCAGAAUAUUCCACCAGCAUGUUUGAGGAGACAGCCCAUGAGGCUGCAUUUCUUGUAUCAUGGGCUCUUUUGCAGCGUAUUAUACUGUGGCCCUUCACAGGCCUUUGCUGUAGUGUGCAAAAACUGAUUUUCUUACACUUGUUUUUUCACCAGAUGUCAUUUUGAUUUGAAUCCGUAUACGAGAUAUGUUUUCUGUAAACUGGCUGGUGUAAGCACAGUUUCGCCAGCAGGAGUUUGACAAGACUGUCCGAUGCAGGGCAUCAGUUAACUCAUAAUUACCUGGAUGAUUGCAUCCUUUUCUAAUUUUUUUGAUUACAGAAAAUCAUCAUGUUUAUAUAUAUAUAUAUAUAUAUAAAAUAGAUCUUUUAUAGCAGUUGCAGGUAAACUGUCAGGGUUGGUUUUUGAAAUAUUUUUUUAACUAUAAAGUAUUCUAUAAUUAUGCAUGUGGUUUUUAACAUUUAAUAUACAAGAAUAAAUCUCUUGCUGGUUUUAGAGUAUUGCAUUAAAAGUCUUAUGUGGUUUCUCUUCUUCCCCUGUUCCAGGAGAGUUCUUAUAAAACUUCUGUUAUCUGUAAGAAGGUUGUAACAUCGGGACUGCCGAUUUCAGUGCCUUUAUCUAAACUUGAUGUAUUGUUGUCUGUAUUACUGUUUAUAUGCAUUGUUUUAGACAGAACUAGGGUGCUGGGAAAGAMUAUUGGAAGAAAAAGUUGUGGAGUAGGGGCAGAGAAAGAAUGUCGAGAACUUAAUUUAGGAUUCAAAUGUGUUAUACUGCUGGUUCAGGCUCUUUGCAGGAAGUGAUGGAGGAGAUUGGUUAGGAACUUCCACGUAAGCAGUAGUGUAGGUUUGCAGAGGGGUUUGACAGCACCUCUCCCGUGUACUGUUUGUGUUGGCAGAGGAUUAAAGAUGUCAGUAAUGUGAAGGAGAGCACUAUUUUGUGUAGUUUGUUGUUUGCAUCCAAGGGUGUCUUGGCCUGAAGGACACGCUUCAGCAUUUCAUGGCUGUGUCACUCUGCAGCGAGACAGGAAGGUGAGUCCUGCGUGUGCAGGGAUUGGUUGGUGUUUAACACUCAUGUUCUGUGGGUUUGUCCCAGCCAGAUGAGGGCAUGGGUGACACUCUGCACCCCAGCCAGGGCAGUGAGGGGCAGGGGCUUCUCCCCAGCCUGCUGGCAACAGUGUGAUGCGAGGCAGGUGCUUCCAAAGGGACAUUGUACUUAGGAGAAUGGGCYGCACUGUGUCAGUCUGCUGUAGGUCUGAGACCCCUGCCGUGUGUCUGUAUCUCAUUUUGCAAAGGGUGAGUUUGCACAGAACAAUACAUUGUAAUACUGAAUUGUAAUUUGGGAUGUGUGUUCUGGGUUUUGGGGGGUGCUUUUUUGUUUUGRAUGGCCCACACUGGAAGGUUUCAUGUCUAGGUGGCUCUGAUCUGCUGGGUUUUGUGUUGCUUGUUCAACUACAAACUCUGAGCAAAGGAGGGACAUGGCAUCACUCUCACUGAGUUGGCAUCCUUGGCCUGAGCAGUCGUGGAAGCAGCAGACAGGUUUCUGGCCUGCUGAACCACUUCUUGUGGUGCUAAGGCUGACAUCCAAUGCUAAAGAAAAUUCCUGUCUUCAUCUGACAGUGGCGCUGACAGCAGAGGGGAGGACUGAGGCAAAGUACUAAGAAACUCAGAAUGUCAGGUGUGUCACAAAAGAAAGCUCAGAGUGCAAAAAGGGAAAUGUGUGCCCAAAUUUCCUCAAGGCAAUUUUGCAGUCUGUUUUUGUGCAAUUGUGUCUUCUGAAAAUGAGACCAUUUUAUUCAUUGUGUUGUGCAAAACACUUCUCAUUAUGCCAGGAAACAGAUGAUACUAAAACUUGAAGGAAUUUGGACAUGUAAAAACAAGCUAUUUUUUCUUCUCCAGUGYGAGAUGUUUCAUGUUAGUUGGCUGUAAAAGUUCCUGGUUUUCUCAUCUUCCUCUUGCUCAAUYUCAAAAUCAGUGUGGGAUUUCCAAAGAACUUGCAACAGAGAAGCCUCUCAUCAUGUUAAUUUAGAGCACAUUGAGAUACUGAGAGGGGAAGAGAACGGAUAAAAGUGAAAUUUCCCUGAGACAAGGUUCGGAGGGCAGGGCGUUCACUGGUGGCACAAGCKGGGAUUAGGGCUGAGCAGCACCAAACCCUGGCGCAUAUAAUCCAUUCAGCUUUCACCUCAUGCUUUAUCAGGGGAGUUAUGGCAAUGCCAAGAGACAGAUGUUAAUUAAUGAGUCCCAGUCUGAGCUGUGACAGUAACUGGUUCUGUUCAAGCUGGUGAUUUAUUUACAUGUUCAUCAGCCACACUCAUAAGUACUGGGGUUUGUUCCUGUUUUUCUUUCAUCCUUACGUCCAACUUUCCACCCCUUCUGUCUAUCCCAGGUGUCCUCUGCRUUAUUUUCUUGUGCUGUAUGCCACUCAUCCCAUUCCCUUUCACUACUUCACUCUCUGUUGUUUAUCUUUUAAUAAAUAAAUUUUCAAUAUUUAUUUAAUAAAUAUUGCUCAGUCCCUCUCCAUGUUCUCUGUCCUACUUUCUGUCUCUCACUCCCUGCCUUCAUCUUUAUCUUUGCUUCUUUAUUCCUCUCAKUUUUUCUUUGUCCUGCACCAUGAUUGUAUUUCUUUGUCCAUCUCACUGUCUUUUCCCUGUACGUUUCUGCAUCUGCUGCUCACUCCUUGUCCCUCAUUGUCCUCUUUAUAGCCCUCUGUUGUGCUGCCCAUCCCUCUCUUUUUCCAUCCCUCUGCUGUACCUUGCCCAUCUUCCCCCCACAUCCACCUGCCGUGGUCAUUCUCUCUCUCUGUCUUUGUUUCCCACUUUGUAUCCCUUUGUCCUUUAKGUGUGUUUACCACUCUGUCCUGCUCACAGCCCCUCUGAUUCUCAUUCUGGCCCAGUGUCCUGCUCCCUUUCCUCUUUCCCUGUUUCCUUGUCUCUUUAUCUGUCCUCCAUGCCUCGCUCAUAUUCCUUUUUGUUCUCUGUUGCUCUGUCCUGCUCCCUGUGCCAUUGUUUCUCAUUGUAUCCUGUCCCGUUCCCUGCCCCUAUUCCUUUUYAAUUCCUGUCUGUCGUGCUGCCCAUCCCAGGUCUAUUUUUUCAUCUGUAUCCUGCACCCUGUUCGUCCUUUUCUUCCUCUGUCCUCUCUGCUCCCCGUCCCUGUUUCUGUCCCUGGUGCUCCCACCCCACUGCUCGAUGGGUCCGAGAGCGCAGAUUGGGAUCACGGUGCUUCRGCCUCACAGGGGGCAAGGAAGGGAUGAGACAGCUCCUGACACUGCCCCGAGCGAGGAGUGGAGCGGAACCUGAGCGGGAGCCACGGCCCCAUCCUGGGCCACGCUGUCCCCGUGCUGUGGGGCGGCCACCMGGCUGUGCCACAGGAGCUGGGGAGGGACUGCAGCCCUUCUGGGGGCUGCCCCCGCCUUUCUUAUUCUGGCAAAGCCCCUUCUUGGGGGGAUGUACACAUGUAAAGGGCUUUGUUAAAGCAACGUGCUGCUGUCCAGGGCAGUUUGACUCAUUUAGUGCCUUCCGUGGGGGUGAGCAAAAAAGGCUGGGGUGGAGGGUGGAGUCUCGGGGGGCUCUGAUGUCAUUUSGGGCACCCCAAUGUUCCUGGGAGAGCCAUCAUGUGGGCUAGGAGCAGGUG
Molecule: messenger RNA, 6565 nt
Organism: Malurus melanocephalus (red-backed fairy wren)
Lineage: Eukaryota; Metazoa; Chordata; Aves; Passeriformes; Maluridae
Gene: RIN2
Product: Ras and Rab interactor 2
Exons: 12
Coding region: 101-2767 (888 amino acids)
Biological process (GO): signal transduction; vesicle-mediated transport
Cellular component (GO): endocytic vesicle; cytosol
Molecular function (GO): small GTPase binding; guanyl-nucleotide exchange factor activity
Source: RefSeq, a predicted model, not a curated record